UCGGUUGUGCAACAGCUGCUCACGGCUGAGGAUUUCUGUUCAGGCUUCUGCACAGACAGCUCAACAGGACCUGCUGCUGCUCAUGUGCUGAGUGGACUGAGAGGAUCAGAGGACUGUACAUUCAAAACUAGACUUCCUCUCUGCAGUGUAAGCAUGGCCUCUAAGAUCCAGACUCUGAGCGAGGAUGAGCGGAAUCACCUGCUCCCCCUGCUACGCAACGCUCAGUGGAUGGAAGCUGUGGGAAGAGACGCCAUUUACAAAGAGUUUGUUUUUAAAGACUUCAAUCAGGCGUUUGGGUUUAUGUCCAGAGUGGCUCUGCAAGCAGAGAAGAUGGACCAUCACCCUGAGUGGUUUAAUGUCUAUAACAAGGUCCAGAUCACUCUCAGCACGCAUGAGUGUGGAGGGCUGUCGCAGCGUGACAUCACUCUGGCCACAUUCAUCGACCAGGCGUCGCUGAUGUGAGCGGUGCAUUAUCCUUUAUUUAAAACAGCAAAA
Messenger RNA from Thalassophryne amazonica, 495 nucleotides. It is a transcript of the gene pcbd1, whose product is annotated as pterin-4 alpha-carbinolamine dehydratase/dimerization cofactor of hepatocyte nuclear factor 1 alpha. Gene Ontology annotation, biological process: tetrahydrobiopterin biosynthetic process. The transcript has 4 exons. Bases 154 to 462 code for a protein of 102 amino acids. Gene Ontology annotation, molecular function: 4-alpha-hydroxytetrahydrobiopterin dehydratase activity. The record is from RefSeq and is a predicted model, not a curated record. Lineage: Eukaryota; Metazoa; Chordata; Actinopteri; Batrachoidiformes; Batrachoididae.